Messenger RNA from Achroia grisella, 2250 nucleotides. RefSeq names its product protein charlatan (gene chn). The record is from RefSeq and is a predicted model, not a curated record. The coding region runs from base 214 to 2115 and encodes 633 amino acids. NCBI's taxonomy places the organism in Eukaryota, Metazoa, Arthropoda, Insecta, Lepidoptera, Pyralidae. The transcript has 7 exons.
GUGCAGCCAGGGGACGCGGAGCUGUGCUGCGUUUGUAUAGAUACAGUACACACCAGAUGUACCCACCCGCAUGUACAGACGCUAACCGACGGACGGACGGAACGUAUAACUACAUAUACAAACGCAGCUUUGCGUCGCUUCCAAUGAAAUGUUACUUGACUCAACACGAAGGCGAAUUGCGACAGUGGUGGUGUUUGAAGCAGCGACAUUGAAAUGGAGGGCGGCGCCGGCGUGGGCAGCGUGGCGUCCCUCACCAUGGACUGCGAGGACAUGUUCAAGGAGAUCACCAAGAAGCUGUACGGCGAGGAGGCGACCGUGGGCGUGGGCGUCGGCGUGGGCGUGGGCGUGGGCGGCGUGGUGGGCGUCGAGUUCCCCGCCGCCGAGCGCGACCUGGAGGACGAGCUGCGCCCCGAGGAGCACAUCACCGCCUGGGGGCUCGCAGCACUCAUGCAGAAAGGAUUCCCACCGCCCGGCAUACUGCAGGCGAACUUCAGUCCGCGCAUCGACACGAGCGCGGAGGACCGGUGGACGGCGGCGGAGGAGCCGCUGGCGUGGGCUCACUCGCGCAUCGCGGCCUACAACCCCGCGCAGCGGCUGUUCAAGUGCGCCGACUGCGAGUGCGUGGGCUUCCUGGCGCGCGUCGCCGAGCACUGGCUCGGUACACACUCGCAGGCGCGCGCGUUCCAGUGCCCGGUGGGCGGGUGCGGGUUCGCGUCCGGGUGGGCGCGCGGCGUGCGGCACCACCUCGCGCGCGACCACCACUCCGACCCAGCCGCCGCCGACCACCUGCUGCGCGACAACCCCGCGCUCGACGACCUCACGCGCUACCUGCAGCGCCUCAAGAACAAGGUAGAGGCGAGCCGAAACGACCGGCGGGCCGGAGGCAACGGGAGCAGCGAGACCGCGCAAGCCACGGAGGUGGGCGCGGGGGCGGGCGCGGGCGCGGGGGCGGCGGGCGGCGUGGCCGGGGAGGCCGGCAAACGGUACGCGUGCGGCUCGUGUCCGUACGCCACCGACCGGCGGGACCUGUUCACGCGCCACGAGAACAUCCACCGCGACGAGAAGCCCUUCCACUGCUACCUCUGCCAGAAGCAGUUCAACCGGGCGGACCACGUCAAGAAACACUUCCUGCGCAUGCACAGAGACCAGCCGUACGAUCUGAACCGGAUCAGACGCGCCCCCGCCAAGCCGCAGCAGGCCGCCGCGGCGCCCGCGCUGCACUACUACAGCAAGCCGCCGGCCGAGCCCCCGCCCGCGGCGCCGUCGGCGGCGGUGGGCGCGGUGGGCGCGGUGGGCGCGGCGGCGGGCGCGGCGGCCGGCCCGCAGCUCGAGUACCGCGCCUCGGCCCCCGUCAAGCUGGAGCGCGCGCCGCUGGCCAAGGCCGAGAGCUCGGCGGCGGCGGCCGGCGCGCACAAGGCGGCCGCGGGCCUCGGGCCGGCCUCCGCGGCGCCCGGGGCCGCCGCCGGCGUCCGGCGCAAGGGCGAGCGGCGGUAUGCGUGCUGCUACUGCGCGUGGUCGGGCGUGGACAACUGGUGCCUGAAGCGGCAUCUGAACACGCACCUGAAGCCGUUCGCGUGCGCGCUCUGCGAAUACAAGGCUGCGCGCGCGGAGCGGCUCGCCACCCACGUGCACAAGGUGCACAACAAGAAGGCUUGCGCCAAGUGCCCCUACCUCGCCGACGACCAGCACCAGCUCGCCCACCACCUGCGGGACGCACACCACAUCGAAAGCCGCAACCUGAAGGUGCCGUCGGGCGUGGGGCGCGCGGCAGGCGGGGGGUUCGCGGCGGCGGGCGCUGCGGCGGGGGGCGGGGGCGCGGGCGGCGGCGGGGGCGGGGGCGGGGGCGCGGGCGCGGCGGCGGGGGGCGGCGCGGGGGGCGAGGGCGGCGCGGGCGGGCGGCGGCGCGAGCAGCGCGCGGCGGGCGCGGAGCGUCUGUUCGGGUACCUGGAGGCGUCGGACGGGUCGGGCGACGAGUACGAGCCGGCGGCGCUGGGCGGCGAGUUCGCGCCGCCCGCCCCCGCGCCGCCCGCCGCGCCCGCACACUACGCGCGCGACAAGGAGAACGCCGCGCCGCUCCACCUCGCCGUCCACCACGACCACUGCCUGCGCUACUAGGGCACCACCACCGGCCACCACACGCCGAGCGCGGACCUCCCCGGGGUGGAACCCGGGAUGGAUACGUUCAACUGAGUCGGUCGUAGUAUUCGAUAUCUCGAGUACUUGUACCAAUAGGUCAAACAAUAUUUUCAU